GGGAGCGAGAUAUGCCACUGCUCCCGUCCUCACUUAUCUGGACUCUCACUGCGAGUGUGCCGAAGGUUGGCUGGAGCCGCUUCUGGACCGAAUAGCUCGAGAUCCGACCACUGUGGUCUGUCCGGUUAUUGACGUCAUAGACGACAACACGCUUGAGUAUCACUGGAGAGAUUCCGGCGGUGUUAACGUCGGCGGUUUCGACUGGAAUCUUCAGUUCAACUGGCACGCAGUCCCAGAUCGUGAGAAGAAACGUCACCAGAACUCGGCCGAACCCGUGUUCAGCCCCACAAUGGCCGGGGGACUGUUUAGCAUUGAUAAGCAGUUCUUUGAGAAACUGGGAACCUACGACAGCGGAUUUGAUAUUUGGGGUGGUGAGAAUUUGGAACUUUCCUUCAAGACGUGGAUGUGUGGAGGCACCCUUGAGAUAGUCCCUUGCUCACAUGUGGGACAUAUAUUCCGCAAAAGGUCGCCAUACAAAUGGAGGUCAGGAGUUAAUGUACUGAAAAGGAACUCUAUUAGGUUGGCAGAAGUGUGGAUGGAUGAGUAUGCGAAAUAUUACUACCAGAGAGUCGGCAAUGAUUUGGGAGAAUAUGGGGAUGUGUCAUCCCGAAAAGAAUUGAGAAGAAAAUUGGGAUGCAAAUCUUUCAAAUGGUAUUUGGACAACAUUUAUCCGGAAUUAUUUGUACCUGGAGAGGCUGUCGCGUCAGGAGAGAUCCGCAACAUGGGUAUUGGUGGCAAGACUUGUGUUGACUCACCGGCACGUAAGGGAGAUUUCCAUAAACCGGUUGGACUCUAUCCAUGUCAUAGAAUGGGUGGCAAUCAGUACUGGAUGCUGAGUAGAACUGGAGAAAUCCGGAGGGAUGAGGCUUGUCUGGACUAUGCUGGACAAGAUGUGAUACUCUAUCCCUGUCAUGGGUCCAAGGGUAACCAAUUUUGGCAGUACAGACCUGAUACAAAACUCAUCCAGCACGGCAGCAGUAAAAAAUGUCUGGCAAUUUCCGAAGACAAACAAAAGCUGCUCAUGGAAGAAUGCAACAGUAGUUCACCGAAGCAACAGUGGAAAUUCGAAAAUUACGACGCUGCAAAACUAUAGUGCUGUGAAAGGGGCAGAACAAGCCAAUGGUUAACUCAUAAAUAACUGUGAUUUAUUAAUAACAGUGAUCGGUAACCGUUACUGUGUAACUGUUACUGACCUACUGCUACUGAAUAACUGUUACUGGCUUACUGCUACUGUCCUACUGCAUGCGUUGAAAAAUUUCCCAACUUUUUAAACUGGAACAAUUGAUUAACUGUUACAUGUGUUGAUAAUAACCGUUACCGUGAAACUGUUACUGUUGAGGUAAA
This is a messenger RNA of Nilaparvata lugens (brown planthopper), 1344 nucleotides long. RefSeq names its product putative polypeptide N-acetylgalactosaminyltransferase 9. Gene Ontology annotation, cellular component: Golgi apparatus. The record is from RefSeq and is a predicted model, not a curated record. NCBI's taxonomy places the organism in Eukaryota, Metazoa, Arthropoda, Insecta, Hemiptera, Delphacidae.